This is a messenger RNA of Laetiporus sulphureus 93-53, 670 nucleotides long. RefSeq lists its product as uncharacterized. The record is from RefSeq and is a predicted model, not a curated record. The coding region runs from base 149 to 640 and encodes 163 amino acids. The transcript has 3 exons. Lineage: Eukaryota; Fungi; Basidiomycota; Agaricomycetes; Polyporales; Laetiporaceae.
CACAAAUAUGCUAAGCGAAAGGCCAUUCCAUGCGCAAGACAACCUUCUGAACGCCUUCGCGGGUGCCACAGUUCACGACAUUAACGCAUAACAAUCCAAUUCUCAUACCACAAUUUCAUGAUGCGUUGUCCCCUUCUUUAGCGAUGCAAUGAUUUUGUUUGUCUAUCCUAGCAUCUACGACGAGUUGGCAGUGAUCGGACAUAAUGUCCUCUCCAGAUAUAUUUUCACACUCUCCCCAGAGCGAACACAAUUCAAUUGCUUGACUGCGUCUUGCGACACGCUCUUGAUCUCUCCUCGCGAUGUGCAAUAUUUCUUUACGGCUCUUUUCGAUCUCCUGUGGGAGAUGAUGUCUUCUGUCGGAAUGAAAACGGCGUGUCAGGACAACAUCUAUGGCGAACUUUCUGGAGAUCUGACUGUUCCGGUGACGUACCAUGAACUCUGGUAUCCUCUGGAACAUCUUCUCUAUGGGCCGGAACUUUCUCAGCCUCUCGCCAGCGCUGUACAACGCACUCUCGACUACCUCAAAGGCAUCACACGACCUGACCAUCGCGGCUAUCAUCAGCACAGUCAAAUUCUCGACCUUAAUCAAUACAAAUCGUCGUCUCGCCUGGAGAGACGUUCUCACUGGCCAGACCAGUAGGAUGCCGAGCGUGAACUGCAUCCCCGACUC